Messenger RNA from Pungitius pungitius (ninespine stickleback), 3445 nucleotides. It is a transcript of the gene gucy2f, whose product is annotated as guanylate cyclase 2F, retinal. The coding region runs from base 10 to 3321 and encodes 1103 amino acids. Gene Ontology annotation, biological process: receptor guanylyl cyclase signaling pathway; intracellular signal transduction; cGMP biosynthetic process. The transcript has 18 exons. The record is from RefSeq and is a predicted model, not a curated record. Gene Ontology annotation, molecular function: peptide receptor activity; ATP binding; guanylate cyclase activity. Gene Ontology annotation, cellular component: plasma membrane. Lineage: Eukaryota; Metazoa; Chordata; Actinopteri; Perciformes; Gasterosteidae.
GUGAGGACAAUGCAAAAUAUUCAUCUGCAUUUCAGAGGGGCACUAUGGGAGUCCAGCUAUUCAUGUUUGCCCAUUAAAAGCAGACCAACUUUAACAACAACACCCUUUCAUAACACCCUGUUAUGGGUCCUCAUUGGGGUGUUGACGUUCCCAUGCUGUGUACGCUGUUUGAUAUUCAAAGUGGGGGUCCUGGGGCCUUGGGACUGCGACCCCAUAUACCACAGGGCCCAGCCCGCUGCGGCCGCCAGCCUGGCUGUAAACCGGAUAAACGAAGACUUAAAUCUGGACCUGGGCCUCAAAAUACACUUCGUCGUCCUGCAGGAGCCCUGCGAAACCUCCAAAGCCCUCACUGCGUUCAUUAACAAUGAGAGGAUGGCGGACGCGAUUGUGGGCCCCACCAACCCGGGGUACUGUGUUGCUGCCUCUCUGCUGAGCAAGAACUGGGAUAAGGCCCUCUUCUCCCACGCCUGCGUUAACACCGAGCUGGACCGGCUCAUAGGAUACCCGACCUUCGCAAGGACCGUGCCGCUUCCUGCCGACGUGUUGUUCGCCGUCUUGAAACACUUCAGGUGGGCCAACGUUGUGGUGGUCUCGUCCAAUGAGGACAUUUGGAGGGAUACCGCUGCGAGAGUGGCUAUUGCUCUGAGGCAGAAGGGGCUUCCCGUUGGCCUGGUAACAUCCAUCGGUCUGAAUGAGACGGAAGUUGAGGGCACAUUGAGGAAGAUCCAGGCCGCAGGAGAGAUCAGGGUCGUCAUCAUGUGCAUGCACUCCGUCCUGUUGGGAGGGGAGCAGCAGGCCACCUUUCUUCUCACAGCACAGAAAAUGGGCCUGACUUCUGGGAAGUAUGUGUUUGUUCCCUACGACACCCUCCACUACAGCGUGCCCUACCCCAACGUCUCCUACUUACCGUUGCAAAACAACAGCCGGCUGAGGGAGGCCUACGACGCUGUGCUCACCAUCACCGUGGCCUCCGAGCCUUGGUCCUUCAACGAGGCGCUUGCCUCCGCCAAGUCGAGUGGGGAAGUAACGCUAGCCGUGCAGCCGGAGCAGGUAACCCCAUUCUUUGGGACCAUCUACAACAGCAUCUAUCUGUUGGCCAAGUCCAUCCACAAUACCAGGAGAGGAGGCAUGCCGCUGUCAGGCACCAACCUGGCGUACUUCAUAAAGAACACAACGUUCACAGGCUUCAACCAGAAGGUCAAGGUGAACACCGGCGGGGAGGCGAAGACCAACUAUGUCAUCCUGGACUCUGACAACAGGGGGGGCAAACUGUACCAGACCUACCUGGUGGACCUAACGACCGGAUCGCUUCGUUUCGCUGGGAGGUCCAUUCAGUUCCCGGGAGGAUAUCCCCCGCCUUCCGACUCCAGCUGCUGGUUUGACAAGAACGUCAUAUGCACGGGAGGUGUGGAGGUCAUCUACAUCAUUGUGGUGUUUGCUGUCAUCUUCACGCUGGCGGUGGCAGGACUCAUCAUAAGUCUUUAUAUCAGGAGGAGACUCCAACAGAUCCAGCUGGUCAAAGGUCCCAAUCGAAUCCUCCUGACCUUAGAGGAUCUCACUUUUAUCAAUCCUCAGCUCAGCAGAAAGAGAAUCACUUUAGAUGACCUGAGCGAGUCCAAGAGCGCUCUUGAAGACAAAUCUACCGACCUUUCGCACUCUAUUAACAGUAUGCAUACUGUAACUCAUGAAACCACCAAUGUAGCUGUGCAUGAGGGCGACUGGGUGUGGUUGAAGAAAUUCCAAGAGGGACAGUUCAAAGUAGUGAAGCAGAGCACCACCAAGAUUUUCACAAAGAUGAAAGACCUGAGAAACGAGAACGUGAAUCCGUUCAUUGGCUUCUUUUUGGACUGCUCCAUGUUUGCGGUGGUGACGGAGCACUGCUCCCGGGGAAGUCUGCAGGACCUGCUGAGGAACGAUGACGUCAAAUUGGACUGGAUGUUCAAGUCUUCGCUUCUGCUCGACCUCAUCAAGGGAAUAAAAUACCUUCACCACAGAGACUUCCCUCACGGCAGAUUAAAAUCUCGUAACUGUGUGGUAGACGGGCGUUUUGUUCUCAAGAUCACGGACUAUGGCUUCAAUGAGCUGCUCGAGUCUCAGAAAGCUGAAAUAGAAGAACCUCUACCUGAAGAUUUAUUUUGGACAGCUCCAGAGUUCUUGAGGGAUCUUGCAAACUCACGCAAAGGCACCUACAAGGGAGACGUGUACAGCUUUGCUAUCAUCCUUCAAGAGGUGGUGGUCAGAGGUUCGCCAUACUGCAUGCUGGGUCUCCUUCCCGCAGAAAUCAUCCGUAAGGUGAAGAAGCCUCCUCCCAUGUGUCGCCCUACUGUUGCUCCGGACCAGGCCCCCCUGGAGUGUAUCCAGCUGAUGAAGCAGUGCUGGAGCGAAAUGCCUGAACGCAGACCAACAUUUGAUGAGAUCUUCGACAGGUUCAAGAUAAUCAACAAGGGUAAGAAGACUAACAUCAUCGACUCCAUGCUGAGGAUGCUGGAACAGUACAGCUCCAACCUGGAGGACCUCAUCAGAGAGAGAACGGAGGAGCUGGAAGUGGAGAAGCAGAGAACCGAAAAACUGCUGUCUGAGAUGCUACCACCUUCUGUGGCCGAGGCGCUGAAGACAGGUGCCACUGUGCAGCCAGAGUACUUUGACCAGGUGACCAUCUACUUCAGCGACAUUGUAGGAUUCACGACCAUCUCUUCGCUCAGUGAUCCCAUCGAGGUGGUCGACCUGCUGAAUGACCUCUACUCUCUGUUUGACGCAGUGCUCAGCAACCACGACGUCUACAAGGUGGAGACCAUCGGUGAUGCGUACAUGGUGGCAUCGGGUUUACCAAAGAGAAAUGGCAAUAAGCAUGCUGCUGAGAUUGCCAACAUGUCUCUGAACAUCCUCAGCUCAGUGGGAACCUUCCACAUGCGCCACAUGCCAGACGUUCCGGUCAGGAUACGCAUAGGAAUCCACUCAGGGCCCUGCGUCGCUGGGGUGGUGGGUCUCACUAUGCCUCGGUACUGCCUUUUCGGCGACACCGUCAACACUGCAUCCCGUAUGGAGUCCACUGGGCUGCCUUAUAGAAUCCAUGUGAACAUGACCACCGUGAAGAUCCUGCGUUCUUUAAAUGAGGGUUACAAAAUCGAUGUCAGAGGCCAGACCGAGCUGAAGGGUAAAGGUAUUGAGGAGACAUACUGGCUCGUAGGGAAAACAAACUUUACGAAGCCUUUGCCAAAACCGCCGGAGAUCAAACCAGGGGACAACUGGCAGGCGAUGGUAACGGAGGAGAUCAAGACCCUUUUUCGCAAGGCCAACAGACAGGUGGACAAAAAGAUCUGAACAAGAGGACGCGAUGUGGGGGAAAAAAAAGAAGCAAAAACCAGAGGAGAGGGGAGGAAGGGGAGAGAAAGACGAGAGACAGGGAGCACCACCCAUCUUCUCGCCGUGGCUUAAUGCCGACUUG